Molecule: messenger RNA, 2031 nt
Organism: Pseudomassariella vexata
Lineage: Eukaryota; Fungi; Ascomycota; Sordariomycetes; Amphisphaeriales; Pseudomassariaceae
Product: kinase-like domain-containing protein
Exons: 2
Biological process (GO): protein phosphorylation; signal transduction
Cellular component (GO): cytoplasm
Molecular function (GO): ATP binding; protein kinase activity
Source: RefSeq, a predicted model, not a curated record
GCGCAGGUAGACACACCGUCGCCCGAUCCACCACGACCCGCAGGUCAUAGCAUGUUUCACAAGAUGUUCAAGCGAUGGUCAGCCAAGAACGGUACACAUGCGGCACCGCCAGGCCCGCCAGGUCCGUCUCAGAAUGUACAACAGCCGAGGCCAGAAACGCCGCCCGGCCCAGGCCUGAUACGCCGCGUCUCGAGGAAGGUCGUGCCUGGUCUGCCCCGCGCCAAGACAUUCAAGAGGCAGCAGUCGGAGAACAGGGAGAAACUCGAGCCAACGCUGCCAACCCCGGCCGAGCGACGAGCAGUAUCUGUGGAUAGGCGCACACUUCAUAACCGCGAUGCCUCCCGCCAAAGCCAACAGCGGCACCCUCGCGCAAGUGCGCCCGACUUCCUUGACGAUGCAUACUCGACGGCCACGCCUAGUCAGGCUCCCUCGGUGCCAUCGAGUCCAAUCGAUGAGAAGCACUUCGUUAGCCUCUCGGAUACCACAACUGUCGCCGUAGCUCCGACUACAGAAGAAGGGCCUCGCCUGUCCAGGGUUAUCUCCCAGGCAUCGUCGACAGCUGAUGCGCAAUCCGUCACCACCUCGCAGUACGAAACCAUGAUCCACGACGACCUGGAAAAAAAGUGGAUUCUCAACCUCUCCAUGCACUUUCGUGACAAAUCCAAACGGGAAAAGUUCUUCGUCACGUAUCGCGAGGAGGAAUUCAGGUGGAGACGGGUUACCAUCUCUCUCGAUUACAGAGACGCCCCCGAUGAUUCUCUGGAGAAGGAUUUGUUUGCAACCAAGUUGCAACGGGAGAAGAGCGCAAAGAUAUACGAAGCCAUCCGUGAAAGUCUCCAAGACAUACAAUUCUAUGAGACGGUCACCAAUCUCAAGUUGCAAACCACGGACGGGAGACUGCAUGUUCAUGUAGUGGAGGAUAACAAUGAAAUCAUUCACUACCCUCCCGCUCGUGUGGUUCAGCAUUUGAAAUGCCGGCGAGUGAGAGACCGGGAUUUAGAAUUUGUCUCGCACAUGUCGGGCUUUGUCUACAAGGUCCGGGUUGACGGCAAGACACUCAUCAAAAAAGAAAUUCCGGGACCAGACACCGUUGACGAGUUCCUUUACGAGGUGAAUGCCCUGAACUCGCUGGCUUUUUCGCAACAUGUCAUCGAGUUCUACGGUGUUGUCGUUGAUAAUGAGGAGAACGUCAGAGGUCUUCUAAUUGACUAUGCGGACAAAGGUGCGCUCAUCGAUGUCAUCUAUGAUUCCCAAGAAAAUGGUCUCGAUCUCAGUUGGGCCACCCGAGAGAAAUGGGCGCGCCAGAUUGUCGAGGGGCUCUCAGAUAUUCAUGAAGCCGGCUUCGUGCAGGGCGACUUUACCCUGUCCAACAUUGUUAUUGACGAUCGAGGCAAUGCAAAGAUUAUAGACAUUAACAGACGAGGCUGCCCAGUCGGUUGGGAACCUCCGGAGGCAACUCCACUACUCGACAGCAACCAAAGAAUCUCAAUGUAUAUCGGGGUGAAGUCGGAUCUUUACCAGCUCGGGAUGGUGCUUUGGGCACUUGCGACGCUCGAGGAUGAGCCCGAAGCGCAUCGCAGGCCCCUUCGUCUCGACCGCGAAAUCGAUGUGCCAGUCUGGUACCGGAGGAUGGUGGAGAACUGUCUCCACGAGAACCCCCGGGUUCGUUUGCAGGCGACGGCGCUUCUUGCCAUGUUCCCAGAACCUGCCUACGACCACUAUGAACGGCGAGAUGCGCCUGCCAUUUCCGUAGACGAUGGUUAUUCGUUACAUGAAUACCUGGUAGACGGGUAUGAGCGUGACGGACGCCCACAGAUCAGGACGGUCACUCCUCAAAACAACUGGGGCUACUCGGGUGUCACAUCGCCGGGGUUCUCCGAUGAUUCCUAUUAUUAUCCCCCUCGCGGACGAUCGCCACCCAGCCCCUUGCCCAGCAACCACGGCAAUUCACCUUGCAUGGGGCAAAACGCCAUGUGGCCUGAGAACCAUGCGGAGCCCUCCUCUGUCACCGACACGCAGCCAAAUGAACUG